AUCGCUUUCGCCGUCGCAGUCACUUGCAGCAUAACACGCCUACACACUUUGCAUAAUUUGCACACCUUGCAUCCUUGAACCUUCAAACAUAUCUGUAAACCUCUCUAACCUACGCCAACCAUGAAGAUCGUAUCAGAGGAAGAGCUCCAAGGACACACCUCCGCCACCAUCCGCGGUGCUACCGAAGGCUUCGUCGGCAGCGUUGCCCUCGCCGUUCCAGGAUUCUACUACCUGAGCCGCAGAUGGGCGUACUACCGCGCCCUCCCGCUCCCUCUCAAAGUCCUUCCCGUCGUCAUGGUCAUCGCACCAUGCAUAUCCAUCCAAGCCGAGCGGCGCGGUCUCGCAUACGACCGAGCUCAAUGGACGGGCGCGGGUAAGAUGGAACUGGACAAGGAGGCUGCUGAGGCUGAAGCACGGUGGAAUGCCCUUUCCACGAAAGAAAAGGUCAAAUCAUGGGCGAUCCAGCACCAAUACAGCAUUAUCCUCGGAAGCUGGGCUCUUUCCAUCGCAGCCGCCGGUGGGAUCAUUGCACGAGACAAGCACCAGUCAUUACCUCAAAAGGUUGUGCAGGCACGUAUGUGGGCUCAGGGUCUCACCAUCGGUGUCCUAAUCGCCGCUGGUGCUCUUACGCACACCAAACGCCAAGACGCCGUACGACACCUCCCCGUUGACCACUCAUGGCAGAGUCUCCUCGAGCAACAAGCUAUAGAGGAAGAAGAAAGGAAAACGCGUCUUAACGCACUACGACAGCCCACUCAAGCUUCUUCCAUAUGGACGUCACCUAUUGCAUAGAAGAAGGGCGCUUUAGAAUACCGGAAGGAUGCACUACAUCCUAGAUUUGCACGCAAUAUUCCAUUCAUUUAUAUACACUAGACACAUGCCUAGAGCGUAGAACGCACUCCUUCCUUGAUUGGGUUUUUUUAUUUCGGUUGGCAGGCUCAACGAAUUGUAUUGUAUCAUCACCAUAAUCGAGACAAUCAUGACCUUGGCCUUG
Molecule: messenger RNA, 994 nt
Organism: Serpula lacrymans var. lacrymans S7.9
Lineage: Eukaryota; Fungi; Basidiomycota; Agaricomycetes; Boletales; Serpulaceae
Exons: 7
Coding region: 121-792 (223 amino acids)
Biological process (GO): mitochondrial respiratory chain complex IV assembly
Cellular component (GO): mitochondrial inner membrane
Source: RefSeq, a predicted model, not a curated record